This is a messenger RNA of Sinocyclocheilus grahami, 2099 nucleotides long. It is a transcript of the gene foxn2a, whose product is annotated as forkhead box N2a. Gene Ontology annotation, biological process: regulation of DNA-templated transcription. The transcript has 6 exons. Bases 223 to 1428 code for a protein of 401 amino acids. NCBI's taxonomy places the organism in Eukaryota, Metazoa, Chordata, Actinopteri, Cypriniformes, Cyprinidae. The record is from RefSeq and is a predicted model, not a curated record. Gene Ontology annotation, cellular component: nucleus. Gene Ontology annotation, molecular function: cis-regulatory region sequence-specific DNA binding; DNA-binding transcription factor activity.
GCGCGCAGCAGUUGCCAGGGGAUAUCGAAGGGGAGGGGUUAUGAUUGGCUGAAGUGGGUCUGUUGCUUUGGCAACGGCAUAGGGGUUUGGUAGCGUUGCUGUGCGGCGUGAUCUGUGCGCAGCGCGGAUGGAGGAAACAGUUUGAGCAGCAGAACGCAGCGACUACUGACGCGCUUCAGCGGAACACGGCUCGGCGUGCUUCAACCAGACGUCCUUGAUUUAAUGGGUCCCAUCAUCGGGAUGUCGCCGGAUAAGAAAGCAGAAUCCCCGGGCGUGGUGGAGGAGCGGGCUGGCCUGCGCGGGGUUUGUGGGACGCUGCCCGAGGCCGAGUGCGCCGCCAGCCCUCUGGCCACCAGCCUGGACCGCAGCUCCAGCUCAGGAGACGAAGAGCUCACCAACCUCAACUGGCUCCACGAGAACCUGCUCCAGAACUUCACGCUGGGCAGCCCUGAGGCCCAGACCAGCCCCAGCCCGCUCUUCGACAUCGAGGGCAACCACGGCGCCUCCGUCAUCUCCUCGGCCGCGGCGCACGCCGGAGAAUCCGUCAAAUCCAAGCCGCCGUUCUCCUUCUCCCUGCUCAUAUACAUGGCCAUCGAACAGUCGCCCAGCAAGUCGCUGCCGGUGAAGGACAUCUACGGGUGGAUCCUGGAGCACUUCCCGUACUUCUCCAGCGCCCCCACUGGCUGGAAGAACUCGGUGCGCCACAACCUGUCCCUCAACAAGUGCUUCCGCAAGGUGGAGAGGAGCCUUGGGAAGGUUAAUGGGAAGGGCUCUCUGUGGUGUGUGGACCCUGAAUACAGACCCAAUCUGAUCCAAGCCCUGAAGAAACAGCACUUUCCCUCAGCCCACUCCUUCUGCACGCCCCCUGCUUCCCCACCCAGUGCCUUCUCACCCGCACGUCACCUCUUCCUCCAGGGCUGCUCUCUCAAAGAGUCUGACAUUGAUGCCGCCACUGCUAUGAUGCUCUUAAACUCGGCCCCUGGACACCAUAGUGACCCAUGUGACCCGGACAGCCCCAUAGACCUCUCGCGCCCGCAUUCGGUCCUGGUGAGCAGUGACCCGAAGCAGGACCACAACUACAGCAGCUCGUCCUUCCAGCGCUGCUCGUCUCGCUCUUCCUCAUCCUCCUCGUCCUCACUGUCCUCCCUGGACGAGGCCGGCUGUGACUCGGGCCAGGGCCGCCGCGCCGGCAGCGAGGGUUUCCAUAGCGAUGAGGAUUCGGAGGAGGAGAGGAACCCGCGUCUGCCCUCGCUCACCGUCAAGUGCCCUCUUCCGGUUAAACGGGCCCGUCACGAUUCCAAACCGGAACUGGACGAGGAGUUGAAGGAGGCGGCCGGGUCUCUGUUGCACCUGGCUGGGAUUCGGUCUGGCUUGGAUCUCUCGAAGCGAACGGCUAAGAGUAAAAAGCCAGAAAAGCACCGGAAAUGAAUGGUUUAGUGACAUUUUAACCCCUGGACUGUAUAUCAGUGACUGUGCCUCCUCAUUUUUCACAUCAUUGAAACCAUCUCUCUUGUUUUUUUGCAUUUUUAUACGAGAGAAUUCCCUCCCUCCCGGCAAUAGCAACCCUCACACGGAGGUGAAUGAAGCCAUACUGAGACUUACGGAGAAACGCAGGUUGUUGUGCUUCAGGAUGAAGGAUUGAGAUGAAGGAUGAAGGGAGAAAUUGGUGUUUUUUUCUCUUAAACGUUUGCAUGCUUCCUCUUUAAGUGAGUGUCCUACUCUUCCAAGUGAAUCUGUGCUAUUUAUACAGAGAACGAGUGCAUGUCUGUGUUGUUCGAAGCACUAACCUCUCGUCCAUUUUAUAGACGCGAAUUACGUCAAGAUUCCCUGCGCUUUUUUUUUUCUUCUUCUGAAGUACAGAACAAAGAAUGCAAUAAUUCUGAUCAGGCGGGUGGCGUUACAUUCGUUCUCCUCAUCAGAGGUGCUGGAUAUGUGUUGGGUUGUCAUCAGGUCUGAGCGGAUGUGUGCAGAAACAAUCCACAGAUAACAGAUUUCUUUAAGGAUCUGUCAGUGGUGUUUGGUGAUGUUUAUGGGGUAAAUCUCAUGUAAACAGGUCACACUUCACUCCAGAAUCAAAAUAAAGAAAAAUAAAUGAUAUU